AUGGUUAGAAUUGGCAAGUACUAAAAAUGCAACUAUAACCGCGUAUUGAUUAAAAUCACAAAUAGGUUUUAGUACUGUUAGUCCUAUACCUAAUAAAAAAGCAUUAAAAUAUGUUAUAUCUCAUUCUGAUGGUUUAUUACGUGUUUUAGUAUUAAUUAAUGGUAAACUAAAAACUUAUAGUAAAUAUUAUCAAAUUAUAAAUAACUUAUUCGUUAAUAAUAAAUUAGUAGAAACUAAAUUUUAUGCUAAAUAUGAUCAAUUUAUUAUGGGUGAUAUAUAUGAUUUUGAUAAUUACUGAUUAACAGGGUUUAUAGAUUCUAAUGGUUCAUUACAAAUCAAAUUUAUUGAACGUAAAGGAAAUCCUAGUAAAUAUGAAGUUAGAUUAAAAUUACAAAUACCUCAAAAAGAUAGAGAAAUUUUAGAUUAUAUAAAAUUAUUUGUAUGUAAUACUAAAGAUAUUAAUGAUAUAAAUAAUUCAAAAGGUUGUUAUAUUGGUUCUUGUAAUCAUAAAAAUGGUAAUUAUACUUAUUAUUUAGAAACUACUUCUUUUGCAAGAACUAAAAAGAUUAUAUUAUAUUUAGAUAACUAUCAAUUAAUAUCUUAUAAAUAUAUAAAUUAUUUAUAA
Insectozyma verbasci is the source of this 625-nucleotide messenger RNA. Lineage: Eukaryota; Fungi; Ascomycota; Pichiomycetes; Serinales; Debaryomycetaceae. The record is from the annotation of a GenBank genome assembly.